AGUGUUGAGAGCAAUGAAUCGACAAUCGAUGCAAUCAUUGAACGUCUUUUUGAGCGUCGCUUUUGUGUUAUCGUUGAGACGAAAGCAACGGAUAUCUCGACGAGUCGUCACACAAACCAUUGACUCGUGUUUUGAGUCCACACUUCUUUGGGACCAACUCUUCGGCACAUUCUGUGGCCGAAAAUGUUGGAAAUGUCAGAAUUGUCUGAUUGUGGCUCAUCUGCGAGCCGUCACGAGAAGAGUUUAGGCCUUUUGACCACUCGUUUCGUGAGUCUAUUACAGGACGCAAAGGACGGCGUUUUGGACCUCAAAAUGGCGGCCGACACGUUAGCCGUGCGUCAGAAGAGACGGAUCUACGACAUCACGAAUGUGUUGGAAGGCAUUGGACUGAUUGAGAAGAAGUCGAAGAACUCGAUCCAGUGGUUGGGCGCCGGACCCGGUUGUAACACUCGGGAGAUCACUGACCGACUGCUCGCUCUUAAGGAAGAGUUGGUUGAGUUGGACGACAAAGAGAUGGAAUUAGACCAACACUUCUCGUGGGCUAAACAGUCCAUUCAUAACAUCACUGACGACUCGUUCAACAAAAGUAUGGCUUAUCUGAGACACGAAGACAUCAACAAUACAUAUGCGGGCAAAAUGCUGCUCAUAAUACAGGCACCGGUGGGCACACAACUGGAAGUACCGCUUCCCGACCCAGACAUCGACGACGAACUGAUCACCGCUGAGGAGGACAUCAAACCGCCGAAGAAAAGGAAAUAUCAAAUUCAUCUCAAGUCCAGAAGCGGACCAAUUAAUGUGGUUUUGGUUAACAAAAGUGAAGACUCGACAGAAACAGAAGUGAUUGAAGUUUUGAAUCAAACCACAAAUGAAUUGGUGUCAAGUGUUGACAACAUUUCCAUCGGUUCUAUUAGUCCAGAAAGAGUGCCGAAGAAGUCUUUUACUGAAAUAAAACAAAUACCUAAACAGAGCGCCGACGAGAGCUCUUCAGCUCACUCUCACGGCACGAGAGCGUCGACCAGAGCUGCGACUAAACCAUCGGAAACGACGAGCAAAAAGCCUAUUAAAAGAAGUGCAUUGAAACAAAGCAAAGAACCGGUGAAGUCAAGUGCAACGAGCGAUGAAGAGUUAUCGCCACCCGAACCGUCACCGGCGGCGCCGCCUUUGAGACAACUGUCUCCCCGUAAAGCCGCUCAACAGCACCUCUUUGUUACCACAACCCGUUCUCAGACACAAAAAGUGGUCGCCGUUUCCGAUGGCUCUAAAGGUGCCAAAGGGUCCGCAAUUCUGACUAAAGAACGAACCAAUCGUUCGGCAAAACAAAUGACGAAAUCAUUAGAAGCGGAGGCGAAUGAAGACUUGAAAGAAGACAAAACCGACAAUAUAUGCGAUACAAACAAAAUACGUAUACCUUUGGCACAGAAACAGAUUAGGGAUAUCGACCACUCCGUCACUCCCGAUGUCUUCGCACCCCUUCUACGACUCAGUCCUCCACCCAAUGGUCGCGACUAUUGUUUCAAUUUAGACAUAAAUGAAGGCAUUUGUGAUCUCUUUCUUUGAAACAAUCAAUGAAUGCAAACAUUAUAUAAUCGCAUAUAUUAUAAAAACCAUCAUUUUUUCCAUUCAAA
Molecule: messenger RNA, 1625 nt
Organism: Medioppia subpectinata
Lineage: Eukaryota; Metazoa; Arthropoda; Arachnida; Sarcoptiformes; Oppiidae
Source: the annotation of a GenBank genome assembly